Molecule: messenger RNA, 301 nt
Organism: Paramecium pentaurelia
Lineage: Eukaryota; Ciliophora; Oligohymenophorea; Peniculida; Parameciidae
Source: the annotation of a GenBank genome assembly
AGUACUUUAUAAAUCUAAAUUAGUUUAAAAUAUCCAAAAUUAUUUAGAGUAAUAAUAAUAACAAUAAUUAUCAUUUGGACAUUGGUAACUGGAUUUUCAAGAAUAUUUUUUGGUGCACAUACUUAUGGUUAAGUUUUAUUGGGUUGGAUUUAUUCAGGUUAUAUUAUGAUUAAUUAUAUGACUUAUAUUCAUGAGAGAUUACUAAACUAUUUUAAAACAUGUUUAGUAACAGGAGGACCUGGAAUAGGAAGAAGAGUUAUAUAUAUUUCAAUAUUAGUAACAUUUAUAUGGAGCAUGAUUU